AUGGAAAGGGAAGCUAGGGCAAAAGCGGACGAGAAUGUUGCAAAGGAGAUUCGUAGUCUGAAGGAAGCAUUCAGAAGCAUCCAAACCCACAAGGGAUGUGAAGGACUUGAAUAUGAGGAUCUGUGUAUUCAUCCCGAUAUUGAGUUGCCUGCUGGAUAUAAGGUGCCAAAAUUUGAUAUGUUUGAUGAAAAAGGAAAUCCUCGAGCUCAUUUGAGAUCGUACUGUGAUAAGCUUGUGGGAGUAGGAAAAGAUCAAGCCAUUAGGAUGAAGCUAUUUAUAAGGAGCUUGACAGGAGAAGCGCUUGAUUGGUACACAUGCCAAGAUCCGCAGAAAUGGCGUAGUUGGGGAGAGAUGGCGCAGGAAUUCAUGGAUAGGUUCAGGUUUAACACUGAGACUGUCCCAGAUAGAUUCUAUUUGAUGAAGUUAGAAAGGAAGUCAACAGAAACUUUCAGAGAGUAUGCUAUGCGGUGGAGAGCAAAAGCCGCAAAGGUCCAGCCCCCGAUGGCGGAAAGUGAGAUGACGACGCUCUUUGUACAAUCUCUAAAAGAUGCAACAUACUAUGAAAGGUUGAUAAGUGUCAUCGGGCAAAAGUUUUCUUGA
Molecule: messenger RNA, 600 nt
Organism: Lycium ferocissimum
Lineage: Eukaryota; Viridiplantae; Streptophyta; Magnoliopsida; Solanales; Solanaceae
Exons: 1
Coding region: 1-600 (199 amino acids)
Source: RefSeq, a predicted model, not a curated record